This is a messenger RNA of Emys orbicularis (European pond turtle), 1273 nucleotides long. RefSeq names its product phosducin like (gene PDCL). Gene Ontology annotation, biological process: regulation of G protein-coupled receptor signaling pathway; heterotrimeric G-protein complex assembly. Bases 148 to 1047 code for a protein of 299 amino acids. Gene Ontology annotation, cellular component: cytoplasm. The transcript is spliced from 5 exons. The record is from RefSeq and is a predicted model, not a curated record. NCBI's taxonomy places the organism in Eukaryota, Metazoa, Chordata, Testudines, Emydidae.
CUUUCUGGAGCUGCUGUGCCUACAGCUCCAUAGCCGCACCUGACACUUUCCAGAGCUGAUGGGGUUGGAGACUGAAGUGAGAGAGACCAGCAUUGGCCGAGAGGUGGCCCAGAGGUCAGCAUUGCAAACGAGCCAGGAACCAAUACAAUGACUACUUUAGAUGAUAAACUGCUUGGUGAGAAGCUCCAGUACUACUACAGCAGCAGUGAAGAUGAAGACAGUGAGAAAGAAGAUAAAGUCAGAGAGAGCACCAUUCCUGAGACGGUUGAUGGGGAGGUGGAGCUGAGUAGCGAUGGCACUGCAGUUAACACAGGUCCAAAGGGUGUCAUAAAUGAUUGGCGAAGAUUCAAACAACUGGAGACAGAGCAGCGAGAGGAGCAGUGUAGAGAGAUGGAACGACUUAUAAAAAAAUUAUCCAUGACCUGCAGAUCUCACAUGGAUGAAGAGGAGGAUAAACAGAAGCAGAAAGAACUUCAGGAAAAAAUCAAUGGAAAGAUGACUUUACAAGAAUAUAACAUGAUUCAUGAUGGCGAAGAUGAUGAAGAUUUUUUACAGCAAUACAGGAAACAGCGAAUGGAGGAGAUGAGGCAGCAGCUGCAUAGUGGGCAGCAGUUUAAGCAGGUUUUUGAGAUCAUCAGUGGGGAAGGGUUUUUGGACACAGUUGAUAAAGAACACAAGAACACGUUGAUCAUGAUCCACAUCUAUGAAGAUGACAUCCCUGGCUCUGAAUCUGUGAAUGGCUGCAUGAUCUGUCUUGCUGCUGAGUACCCAACAGUCAAAUUUUGUCGAGUAAAGAGUUCCCUGAUUGGUGCCAGCACUCGCUUUACUAAUAAUGCUCUACCUGCUUUGCUCAUCUAUAAGGGAGGGGAGCUAAUUGGCAACUUUGUCCGAAUCACCGACCAGCUUGGAGAAGAUUUUUUUGCCGUGGACCUGGAGGCUUUUUUACAGGAGUGUGGUCUGCUCCCAGAGAAGGAUCUGCUGCUGAUGACUUCCAUAUGUAACCCAUCUGCAUGUUAUAGUGAAGACAGUGAUUUGGAGAUAGACUGAAAUAAGUGAACGAAGGGUUCAGUAAGCUGGGGUUGCCCUGUGGGGUCUCUUGUUGCUGUAGAUUGUUCAUUUGUUCUUUUCUGUAUUUUUUGUAUAUUUUCCCCCUCCCUCCCAUGCACUUUGGCUUUUAGCCCAUUAGUACUUUGAGUCUUUAUUCUAUGUAAUGUAAAGAAUUCUUAACAUUUUGUUAAAUUACUUCAAUAAAAUGUAAACUAAAACUGUCUUG